Corticium candelabrum is the source of this 2586-nucleotide messenger RNA. Its product is annotated as tetratricopeptide repeat protein 27-like. The transcript is spliced from 27 exons. The record is from RefSeq and is a predicted model, not a curated record. Bases 15 to 2528 code for a protein of 837 amino acids. Gene Ontology annotation, molecular function: protein binding. NCBI's taxonomy places the organism in Eukaryota, Metazoa, Porifera, Homoscleromorpha, Homosclerophorida, Plakinidae.
UGGAACCAGAAAUCAUGUCCGCCGAUUCUUUCAUUGCGAUCGAAUUGGCACUGCUCCAGCAAGAUGCUUCUUUGGUUUCAGAGUGUAUAUCGCACGAUGGAUUUGGUAUACGUACAGCUGCCGAAAUGGCUUCUUGCGUCGUGUCUGGCCAGUAUCGAACAGUCAUAGACAAUCCUACAGUUUCUGCUUGUUAUCCUGUUCCACAAGAGGCGCUAGACGGUGUCAGUCCUCCUCAUGACACACAAUUGCUAUUUUUGCUAAAUGCGGUGGCACAUCUGCAACUGUUUCUUCAGGAGAAUUGGACUGGUCCUCCUGUUAGAGGGAAAGACGCUGGAGAUGGAGACGGUGUUGACUGUAUGAAGGAAGUCAACGAGAAGGCACUUGAUGCAUUGAUCUGUGAUGGAGAAGCAGUAUAUCAUCUGACUGCAAAUCCUUAUCUGCUGCAAUCUGCAAAAGCAAUUCUUGUGGAUAAUUCUCAUCUUAUCAGACAAUGUUUAAGUUGGAGUUGGUGGACGCUGAGGUGUCUGGUUACUUAUCAGCAUGUACUUGACAACAUGUCAGCAUCGAUUUAUGAUACUCUUGUUGAAGUUGUCAAAGCUGCCAGCGAAGAAGACUCACAACUUAUGCAAUUGAUCAGUCAAUCCAAGGCUUUGCAGUGUCAGUGGCAUUUAGAAGUUGGUCAUGCAUGCCUUUUGUAUGGUCAGGUUACACAAGCUCAGGAACACUUGCUGAGUGCAAAAACUUUAUGUGGUUUGAAGAUUAAUUUGACAGGUGCUCUUGGAAAGCGUACGCGAUACCAGGAAAAAAGCACUGCCCAAUUAGUGUUGGAAGUGAGCAGAGAAGAUGGAAGAGAACCAUUGGGUUGGAGUUGUUGCUAUCACAAGAGUGACUUUUCAGAUAUGGAAUCAUCUCACUAUCCAAGGAACGUAGAUUUGCAAGAUGACGUUUUGCUGGAUGAGAUGAAGUUUGUUGAUCCUGAUGUUGGUCGACCAUUGAUGUCUCUGACUGCUUUAGAUCAAGCUGUAAUAUUAGCUGAGUGUCGUUUGCUGUGGAAAAGCAAUCCCUCUCACAAACUGACUACUGAAGAACUUAAUGCAUAUUUGUCUCAAGUUUUGCAGACAAAACUCUGCUGGAGUAUUUAUUGUGCCGCUCUGUUUUGGCGGUCUCAUUUGGAGGAGACUGUAACAAGGAAAGUUGAAAGGGCAAUGGCACAAACUCAGGCUCUGGUUGAUAAAGCUCUUGAUUUUCAACCUGAAGUAUUGAUACGUCUGCAUCUUUUGCAUGCAUCAGGUCUUCCUUCCAGAUGGAUGAUUGAACAUCAGCUUGCUAAGAUUUUGCAGAGUCUUGGUUGUACUGAAAGUGCAUUAGAGAUAUAUCACAGACUUGAACUGUGGGAAAACGUAAUUAUUUGUUAUCAACAGCAGAACAGGAGGGGUCAAGCCGAGACGGUAAUCAGGGAAAGAUUGAAAGAACGUGAAACACCUGAACUUCUAUGCUAUCUUGGAGAUGCUACAUUGGAUCCAGUACAUUAUGAGCGAGCUUGGGAAGUAUCAAAUCACCGUAGUGCUCGAGCCCAGAGAUCAUUAGGAUUGCAUUAUUUAAGAAGAAAAUUAUACAAAGAGUGCAUUUCCAGCUUUCAGAAAACCUUAGCAUUGAAUACAUUGCAGGGAGGUGUUUGGUUUUCUCUUGGAUGUGCUGCUUUGCAAACUUGUGAUUUGGAGCUUGCUAUAAGGGCUUUUAGGAAAUGCGUUUUGAUUGAUUCUGAGAACUUCGAAGCUUGGAACAAUCUCGCUGCCUCAUUUAUCAAAAAGAGAGACAAACACAAGGCAUUUGGUGCGCUGAAGGAAGCGUUGCGAUGUGAUUACGAGAACUGGAAAGUGUGGGAAAACUACCUUCUUGUAUGUUCGGACAUUAACGAAACCAACGAGGUUAUCAAAGCGUAUCAUCGAUUGCUUGAUUUGCGAGAUAAGUAUGUGGACGAGGACGUGUUGACCGCACUAGUCCAUGCUGUUGCGUUAGAAACACAAGCCGCGACACAGUCAGGAGGAAGAGGUCUGUACGGUAAAGCUGCCGAGUUGUUUGGACGCCUGACUUCUAAAACGACCGGCAACUCUAUUGUAUGGAAGUUGUACUCGCGGCUUCACAGAAGUCAUUACGAGCUGCAGGACGAAAGCACGGAGACGUUUGAUAAAGUUUUACUGUGUCUACAGAAAGCGGUCAAUUGCAGGUUACAGACAACUGUCGCUGAUAGAGACGUGACCGCGUUGAAUGAGACGAUUGAGUUGUGUGUGGAACUAGCACAGACGUGUCGCCGAUUUGCAGAACUAAAGAAGGAUGCCGAACGAGACGUCGCUAUCAAAACGCUGUCGUCCGUAAAAUUGAAUGUUCGAAGUAUUCUCGCCAGAGUGAAGAAAUUGGAGAAUGAAAAUGCUGUGACCGAAGAUGCGUUGGAAGGUGUUGCUAAACUGCAGUCCGAACUAUCCUUGGUAGUACAUACUAUCGAAUGUCUUAAAAACGGUCGUGAAUAAUUAGAUUAAUCAAUAACGGGAAUUGACGACAUUGAUUCAAAAUCAGCCUGGGACCGGA